Molecule: messenger RNA, 2044 nt
Organism: Manihot esculenta (cassava)
Lineage: Eukaryota; Viridiplantae; Streptophyta; Magnoliopsida; Malpighiales; Euphorbiaceae
Product: putative lipase YDL109C
Exons: 11
Coding region: 467-1813 (448 amino acids)
Source: RefSeq, a predicted model, not a curated record
UACGAAUCUAAAAUCCCAUUGGCUGCAGACAGCAAACCCAAUCUCAUGCCCAUCCCCUUCACUUUCGUCUCCUGUUUCAGCAUGGCUUUUGUCUCAUAGCUUCCCUCUCUCUGCAGAUUUUCCCUCAAAUUGCGGAAUUCAUCCACUCCCUGGUCCUCGGUCGUUACCCUCAUAGACACUUGUCAAUUCACAGCCCAUUACAAGAGUUUUAUCAUUAUCGCUACACACAUAUUUCUGGAAAUUCAGAGCUUCAUUAUUUGCUGGCCUAAAGGCAGUGGCAGUAGGUGACUUAUUGAUGAUGCACGAAGCUUUGAAGGGAUGGGCUUCUUCUGGGUAAUCUUCAUAUGAUUUUUUAAUCGUCAUCGACAAGGAUAAGCGAAAUUUUAUGGUUAUGACGCUGACAGCAUCGAAAACCGUGACUCGAGAGAAUUUCGUUUCGUAACUCUCUCUCUCUAUAUAUAAAUAGAUGGCGACGGCUUCUUUGAUACAAGUUCGAUGUGGGUAUUCACCAAGAUUUAGUAAUAACUUGAGAAAUGGAGCUUAUGUAGGACCUGCGUGUUCCACCUCAUAUGCACCGUCAUCUUCUUCCUGUUCCUGCUGUUCGUCUCAGGGACUAAAUUUCUCAUCCGGUGUAAAUAGCUAUUGGAAAAAUCAAGGUCUUAGAGCUCAAGCUAUGAAUACUACAACUCAAGGAAAUUUCGCGUCACCCAGGGGAAUUAUGAAUGGGAGUAAUGAGCCUGAUCAUCUUCUUGUUCUCGUUCAUGGCAUCUUGGCUAGCCCAGGUGACUGGACAUAUGUACAAGCAGAGUUAAAAAAGCGUCUUGGAAGAAACUUUCUAAUUUAUGCAAGUGCAUCCAACACCUACACUAAAACCUUUUCUGGGAUCGAUGGAGCUGGAAAGCGACUGGCAGAUGAAGUUAUGCAAGUUGUAGAGAAGACAGAGGGUUUAAAAAGAAUUUCCUUUUUAGCCCAUUCUCUUGGUGGCUUGUUUGCAAGAUAUGCUGUUGCUGUCCUUUACUCAGAGAAUGCCUUACAUACUAGUCAAUCCAAUGAUCUUAUUGAUUCUACACUCCCUAGGUCCAUAAGACGAGGUACAAUUGCUGGAUUGGAUCCAAUCAAUUUUAUUACCUUGGCAACUCCACAUCUUGGUGUGAGAGGAAGAAAGCAGCUUCCAUUUCUUUUGGGAAUUCCCUUUUUGGAGAAACUUGCUCCACCAGUGGCUCCCAUUUUAGUCGGUCGAACCGGUAGUCAGCUGUUUCUUACUGACGGAAAACCUGACAAGCCGCCACUUCUUUUGAGAAUGGCAUCAGAUUGUGAAGAUGGAAAAUUUAUAUCUGCCCUUGGUGCAUUUAGAUGCCGCACCAUCUAUGCAAAUGUAUCAUAUGAUCAUAUGGUUGGCUGGCGUACCUCCUCCAUAAGGAGAGAGCAGGAGCUUGUCAAGCCCCCUCGGCGAUCUUUGGAUGGUUACAAGCAUGUGGUAGAUGUUGAGUAUUGUCCACCAAUCUCUUCUGAUGGCCCUCAUUUUCCUCCAGAAGCUGCUAAAGCAAAGGAGGCAGCACAAAAUGAACCUACCGUGCAAAACACAGUGGAGUAUCAUGAAAUUGUGGAAGAGGAAAUGAUACAUGGUUUACAGCAGUUGGGAUGGAAGAAAGUCGAUGUCAGCUUCCACUCAGCAUUCUGGCCUUUUUUCGCCCAUAACAACAUACACGUGAAAAACGAAUGGUUUCACAAUGCUGGUGCUGGUGUAAUAGCUCAUGUCGCAGACAGCUUAAAGCAGCAAGAAUUUUCCUGUCUGAUAACUGCUAGCCUGUAGCUAUGAGGUGCUACUACACUUAUGCAUUUGUAUUUGGAACAUUUUAAAAUUAUUAAAUAAAGUAAAUUUGUAUAUACAUAUGUAGGGGUUCUAUAUCUGUCUGCAAUGGUUAUUGUUCUCUUCAUUUGUAUUGACCAUGAAUCUACUAUCAGUUUGCUAUGUCUUGCAAAGCUGUAGCCACAGAAUCUUUUUUUUAUUUUUUAUUUUUAGUGGUUGUUAUUCUUAGCAUUA